AUGACCCGCAUCUUAUGCGUGGCCGAAAAGCCUUCCAUUGCAAAAGCUGUCGCCGGCCAUCUUUCCGGUGGGAUUUACCAAACAAACAAUACGCGCGAUACUUAUGUCAAAAACUACACAUUCGAUUAUGACUUCGGGCCACCAUGGGGCCACUCAUCUGUUACCAUGACCUCAGUCAAGGGCCAUCUGACAAGUACCGAGUUUCCCGAGGACUACAAAUCUUGGGAGUAUCCCCCGCCAGACCGUCUCUUCGAUGCACCCGUCUUGACGGUUGUUCCUACGAACAAUAAGACCAUCGCCAAAAACAUCGAAGACCAGGCCAAACGCGCCACCGGCCUCGUCAUCUGGACCGAUUGCGAUAGAGAGGGCGAACACAUCGGCAGCGAGAUUAGGGACGCCGCGAAGAAAGGGAACCGCAACAUCUUGGUCAAGCGUGCGCGGUUCAGCAACAUUGAGAGAGCUCACAUUUUAACCGCAGCACGCCAGCUCGGCCUCCUCGACGAGAAGCAGGUCGACGCUGUGUCGGCUCGGAUCGAGCUCGACUUGAGGAUUGGGUAUUGCUUCACCCGGUUCCUAACGCUGAGUCUCCGCCCUCUGGGAGGGCCACUCUCUAAUCUCACCCUCAGCUAUGGAUCCUGCCAGUUCCCUACCCUCGGCUUCGUCGUAGACCGAUAUUUCCGCGUCAAAAACUUCGUCCCCGAGCAAUUCUGGGGCAUCAAAGUAGCCCACGAGCGAGAAGGCAUCAAAGUCAACUUCAAUUGGGCCCGCCACCGCCUCUUCGACCGCAUGGCCGUGGUCAUCCUCUACGAGCGCUGCCUGGCCGCCAAAACCGCCAAAGUCACCAAAGUCCAAGAAAAGCCCACCAAAAAAUGGAAACCUCUCCCCCUAACCACCGUCGAGCUCCAAAAGCUCGCCACCCGCUUCCUCCGCAUGAGCGGUCAACAAGCCAUGACCAUCGCCGAAAAGCUCUACACCCGCGGCUUCAUCAGCUACCCACGCACCGAAACCGACCGUUUCGACCGCGGCAUGGACCUCCGCGCCCUCGUCCGCAAACAGACCCCCGACCCCCGCUGGGGCACCUUCGCGCAGAACCUCGCCGACGGCGCGUUCCAACAACCCCGCGAGGGCCGUCACGACGAUAAAGCCCACCCGCCCAUCCACCCGGUCGCGUACGUAGCCCCCGCCGCGCUGGGCGACGACGGUGAGAAGCGCAUCUACGAACUGGUCACGCGGCGGUUUCUGGCGUGUUGCUCCGAGGACGCGCAGGGCAUGGCCAGCGACGUGGAGAUCGUCUACGGGGAGGAGACUUUUGCCGCGCACGGCGUGACGGUGCUGGCGCGGAAUUACCUGGAUGUGUAUCCGUACGAGAACUGGACAGGUACGGCGAUGCUGCCGCGGUUUAUGGUGGGGGAGUUGUUUGAACCGGCCGAGGCGCUGUUGACUGAGGGGAAGACCACGCCGCCGGCGUAUUUGACCGAGGCGGAUCUGAUUGCGCUCAUGGAUGCGAAUGGGAUUGGCACGGAUGCUACGAUGGCCGAACACAUUGAGAAGAUCCAGGAGCGGCAGUAUGUUCGCACGGUCGAGCGUGGAGGGAACAACAAUAACAACAACAACGGAGACGAGGAGGAAGCCAACGCUCCCGCGGCAAGGGGCGGUGGACGGGGUCGUGGCCGAGGCCGAGGCGGGCGUGGGGGACGUGGAGGUCGGAACGGGGGUAAUGGGAAUGGCAACGGCGGCGGCAGUGGAGUGCGAGAGUUUAUUCCGACUAGCCUUGGAGUGGCCUUGAUCGAAGGGUUCGAUCGGAUGCAGUUUGAGACCAGCUUGGGCAAACCGUUCCUGCGCAAGGAGAUGGAGCUCAAGAUGAAGGCGAUUUGCGAGGGGCGCACGACCAAGCAGGCGGUGCUCAGCGAGAGCAUUGGGGGGUAUCGGCAGGUGUAUAACCAGUCGAAGGCAGCGUUGAGCGUGCUGAAGGCGGCCUGUAGACAAUAUGUCUUCCAAAACGCGGGAUGA
Molecule: messenger RNA, 2010 nt
Organism: Dichotomopilus funicola
Lineage: Eukaryota; Fungi; Ascomycota; Sordariomycetes; Sordariales; Chaetomiaceae
Product: DNA topoisomerase
Exons: 6
Coding region: 1-2010 (669 amino acids)
Biological process (GO): DNA topological change
Cellular component (GO): nucleus
Molecular function (GO): DNA topoisomerase type I (single strand cut, ATP-independent) activity; DNA binding
Source: RefSeq, a predicted model, not a curated record